AUGCCUGCUGUCGAAGAGGCACUACGAAACUCCGAGGCUGUCAGCACUGGCAGCGACCUCCCAGCCCCUCCGUUAAAGACAAUGAACGGAAAGACAUUCAACGGCCAACCCCCAAAAGGGACGAAUGGCGCCACCAACACCAACUGGAGAAGGAGGAGCAAGUACCGUCAUGUAGAAGCCUAUCAUUCAAGAGUGCGGCAUUCAAGCCUCAGUCGCGAACCCAACGUCACGGCGAGUUUCCUGGGCUUCCGGAAUCUCAUGGUUAUUGUCCUGGGCGUGUUUCCGUGUGUGGCUAAUGUGUCGUUCCCGGAACUAGUCGCGAUGAACCUCCGGCUGAUCAUCGAAAACUUCAUGAAAUAUGGUGUUUUAAUCUGCAUCAGGUGCCACGACUAUCGGAAACAGGAUGUCGUGCUCGGGUCAGCUCUCUUUGCACUUGUGCCAUUCCAUCUUUACGUCUCCUAUAUUAUUGAGCUGGCCGCGGCGAAGCAGGCCAAGCAGAUGGUUGGUCGGAAGAAGAAGGACAGCCCAACCGAGGUAAAUGAGCGCGAACAACGAAUUUUCAAGAACACUUGGUGGAUCUCUGCGCUCUUCCACUGUUUAAACACCCUUCUUAGUUUGGGAAUUACGAGCUUCGUCGUGUUUUUCUACGUCCACCACCCAGGAAUUGGCACUCUUUGCGAGCUUCAGGCUCUUAUUGUGUCGUUCAAGAUUUGUUCCUAUGCGUUCACCAACCGCGACCUCCGAGAGGCAUUGCUCAACCCAUCUGUCGAGUCCGCCCUCCCGGAAAUCUAUGCAUCCUGCCCAUAUCCCAAUAACAUUACCCUUGGGAACUUGGUAUACUUCUGGUUCGCACCCACGCUAGUCUACCAGCCGGUGUACCCCAGAUCAUCGCACAUCCGGUGGUCGUUUGUGGCCAAGCGUCUGUUUGAGUUCUUUUGCCUAGCCGUGUUUAUCUGGCUUUUGUCGGCUCAGUAUGCGGCUCCUGUCCUGCGAAAUUCCAUCGACAAGAUUGCCGUUAUGGACAUCGCAUCUAUUCUGGAGCGGGUGAUGAAACUCUCGACAAUCUCUCUCGUCAUUUGGUUGGCAGGGUUCUUUGCGCUCUUCCAAGCACUGCUGAAUGCCCUGGCUGAGGUGAUGCGGUUUGGGGACCGUGAGUUCUACACUGAUUGGUGGAAUAGUUCCAGUCUCGGGGUGUACUGGCGGUCUUGGAAUCGGCCUGUAUACCUCUUCAUGAAGAGGCAUGUAUAUUCGCCGCUCGUUGGCCGAGGAUGGAGUCCUCUUGCGGCGAGCACAGUUGUCUUCACGCUGUCUGCUGUUCUGCACGAGGUCCUCGUGGGUAUUCCGACGCAUAAUCUGAUCGGCGUGGCGUUUGCGGGUAUGAUGUUUCAACUACCGCUGAUCAUCAUGACCGCCCCCUUGGACAAAGUCCAAGACCCUUUGGGGAGAGUGAUUGGCAAUUCCAUAUUCUGGAUUAGUUUUUGUCUUGUUGGCCAGCCUCUGGGGGCGUUGCUGUACUUCUUUGCCUGGCAGGCGAAAUAUGGUACUGUGAGCCGGAUGUGA
This is a messenger RNA of Aspergillus sclerotioniger CBS 115572, 1560 nucleotides long. Its product is annotated as putative diacylglycerol O-acyltransferase (DgaT). Gene Ontology annotation, cellular component: endoplasmic reticulum membrane. NCBI's taxonomy places the organism in Eukaryota, Fungi, Ascomycota, Eurotiomycetes, Eurotiales, Aspergillaceae. Gene Ontology annotation, biological process: triglyceride biosynthetic process. The record is from RefSeq and is a predicted model, not a curated record. Gene Ontology annotation, molecular function: diacylglycerol O-acyltransferase activity. Bases 1 to 1560 code for a protein of 519 amino acids. The transcript has 4 exons.